This is a messenger RNA of Pieris rapae (cabbage white), 762 nucleotides long. RefSeq names its product trypsin-1-like. The coding region runs from base 22 to 732 and encodes 236 amino acids. NCBI's taxonomy places the organism in Eukaryota, Metazoa, Arthropoda, Insecta, Lepidoptera, Pieridae. The record is from RefSeq and is a predicted model, not a curated record. Gene Ontology annotation, molecular function: serine-type endopeptidase activity. Gene Ontology annotation, biological process: proteolysis. The transcript is spliced from 5 exons.
CUAGGCAGAAAAACAUUGACAAUGUAUUCUAUUGUAGUAAUAGGUGUAUUUCUUCUGAACGUCUUUGCUUCGGCAAAAGAUGUGACAACACCCGUUCCUUAUCAUGCAUCAGUGAGGACUGAUGAGGGUCAUAUUUGCUCAGGAGCAAUCAUCAGUGAGAAAUGGAUUGCCACGGUCGCUCAUAUCUUGACAAAACAAGAUAAAGACGCAAAUAUUCAGGUUGUCGUUGGCACAAACCAGUUAAACGGACCUGGGGAUAGUUACUCAGUCUCAAAAAUUUUUUACUACCCAAAAUAUAAUUCAAGCUUUAUUGUCAAAUUUGAUAUGGCUUUAUUAAAACUCGAUAAGGCUAUCAAGUUUGGAUCCCAGGUUAAAGCUAUAGAUCUACCCAAAUCUGACACAAAGGAAGGUGCUAAUAUGGUGGUCACUGGCUUUAAAACAGCAAGGGAUAAAUUUGUAACCAACAACUUACAAGAGAAAUAUGUUACUUCUAUAAGUAAUAAGAAAUGUAAAAGGUAUCUUGGUUUCAUUAACGAGUUUAACCUUUGUUCGGAAGAUAAGUCAGAAUCCGUCGGUGAUGCCGAAUAUUUUCAUGGCACCGGUGGUCCAUUGGUUGAGAACAACAAGCUAGUGGGCAUACUCAGUCAGUUCUUCGGAACUCUUCCAGCCCUUCAUAACAGAGUUUACAAAUACAAAGGCUGGAUUAAGAAGACUAUGUCUAAGAAUAAGUAGUGCUACAAGUGUACACAAAUGUUUGUUAAU